Molecule: messenger RNA, 4254 nt
Organism: Psilocybe cubensis
Lineage: Eukaryota; Fungi; Basidiomycota; Agaricomycetes; Agaricales; Agrocybaceae
Exons: 18
Coding region: 1-4254 (1417 amino acids)
Biological process (GO): nucleosome organization; regulation of transcription by RNA polymerase II
Cellular component (GO): chromatin; nucleus
Molecular function (GO): ATP binding; ATP-dependent chromatin remodeler activity; histone binding
Source: RefSeq, a predicted model, not a curated record
AUGUCUCGCUCCCCUCCCGACCAACCCCUUCCCCACCUCGGCAUCUCCUACGACUCCGACGACGAUAUGCACGUCGACGAUGACAAUGACAACGAUGGCAGUGCUAGAGCCCACGACAUCGAUGCCGAUGGCGAGUCCGUCGACGACGACUCUCAGCCCGACUAUCAUCCCGCCGCCUAUCCCUCCGUCCCCCAGCAACAUGUCUCUCACCGUCGCUCGCACGACUCGGGCUACGAGGACCGCGACGACGAUGAUGAUGAUGACCACGACGAUGACCAUGAUGAUGACGACGGUGCGUAUGCCGACGAGGAGUAUGUCUCCAAAAAGAAGCCCUCUGCCAAAAAGAAGAGAGCUCGCACCUCAUCAGCUGGUCCAGUCAGAGCCAAAGCUCCCGUCCGACAGCCGUCCUCUUCGGAUUCCGACUCCGACUAUGGCUCCCGCACCCACAAGAAGAAGAAGAAGCUGCGCACAUCCGCCGAAGAAGUCCGCGUCUCCAGCAGAGGCACAAAGGUCCCCAACUAUCUCGAUGACGUUCAGGACUUUGAGAAAUUCGAAGAACAGGACGACGACAGCCAGGGCUAUUAUGUCGAUCCCAACAUUCAGUACCAGGAAGAAGAUGAAAUCGAGGCCGUUCUCGGUCAUAGUCGUGAAGAAGGAAGAGAGGAUGACCCUGAAGAUAUCUGGUUUGAAAACGUGCGAUUCCAUAUCAAAUGGAAAAACUUUUCCCACCUCCACAAUACAGACGAAACAUAUGAAUUUCUCAAACGUUUUAGAGGUCUUAAGCGUGUCGACAACUAUAUAAAGUCCUACAAACUCUGGAAAGCCCGUCUUGAAUCCCCCGGUCUUUCGCGUGAAGACAUCGAGGCCCUUCAUCUCGACAAGGAGCGGGAAAAGGAAGAACUCGAGACUUUCCGCAAUGUCGAGCGCAUAGUUUCCCACCGAGAAUCUGCAAAUGGCGAAAUGGAGUACUUUUGCAAGUGGCAAGGGCUCAACUAUGACCAUUGCACUUGGGAGCUCCAGACGGACGUCAAUCCCAUCGCUAAAGAGCAGAUUGCCGCUUACAGACGUCGCGAGGCAGAAGCUAAAUUCCCUUACAAGAGCGUUUCGUAUGCAAAGACCAGCAGGCCUGCGUUUCAGAGGAUGCUCAAAGACCCGGAUUAUAUCUCUGCUACCGGUGGUCAACUAAAGGAUUUCCAAUUGACCGGCCUUAAUUGGCUCGCCUACUUGUGGAGUCAAGGGCAGAACGGCAUUUUGGCAGACGAGAUGGGUCUCGGAAAGACCGUACAAACUGUGUCAUUUUUGUCAUAUUUAUUCCAUGAACUACAACAAUACGGUCCUUUCCUCGUGAUCGUUCCGCUGUCGACAAUCACAGCGUGGCAAACCCAGUUUGCGCAUUGGGCGCCUGAUUUGAAUGUCAUCACUUACAUUGGAAAUGCACCGGCGCGCGAAGUCAUCCGCAACUACGAGUUUGGGCCGUCGAACAAGAAGAUCAAGAUGAAUGUAUUACUGACAACGUACGAGUUGACAUUGAGAGACUGCAAGGAACUCGGCGACAUCAAGUGGCAAGCGUUGGCAGUCGACGAGGCGCAUCGGCUGAAAAACUCGGAGAGUCAGUUGUAUGAAGCUCUGAGAGCGUUCCACGCCGCCUCGAAGCUGCUUAUCACGGGCACUCCUCUACAGAACAAUGUGAAAGAGCUGCUGUCCUUGAUGCAUUUCCUUAUGCCAGAGAAAUUUGCUUUGACGAACGAGUUUGAUCUUAGCGAUGCGGACCACGAAACAAAGAUCAAGCAGCUACAUGCCCAACUGGAAUCGCUGAUGCUCAGGCGGCUGAAGAAAGACGUCCUUACUUCGUUGCCUACGAAGAGCGAGCGGAUUUUACGUGUGGAAAUGAGUGCCAUGCAAACGCAUUUCUACAAGAACAUCUUGACCAAGAAUUUCGCCGCUCUUGUGAAAAGUGCUAAUGGAAACAGUAAUAUCAGUCUUCUGAAUAUCGCCAUGGAACUGAAAAAGGCUGCCAACCACCCUUAUCUCUUUGAUGGUGCCGAAACGCACGCGGACAGCAAAGAUGAGACCCUCAAGGGCAUCGUGAUGAACAGUGGGAAGCUGGUGCUCCUGGAUAAGCUUCUUGUGCGCUUGAAGCACGAUGGACACCGGGUGCUUAUCUUCAGUCAGAUGGUUCGCAUGUUGGAUAUUCUCAGCGACUACAUGCACCUCCGAGGCUACGCCCAUCAACGCCUAGACGGCAUGGUCGCCUCCGAAGCUCGCAAGAAGUCCAUCGCACACUUCAACGCCCCUGGAUCACCCGAUUUCGCGUUCCUCUUGUCGACUCGUGCCGGUGGUCUCGGUAUCAAUCUUGAAACAGCUGACACCGUCAUCAUCUUUGAUAGCGACUGGAAUCCGCAGAACGAUCUGCAGGCGAUGGCCCGGGCACAUCGCAUUGGUCAGAAAUCGCAUGUCAACGUCUAUCGAUUUGUGAGCAAGGACACGAUGGAGGAAGACGUUCUGGAGCGGGCUAAGAAGAAGAUGGUGUUGGAGUAUGCCAUUAUCAACCAAAUGGACACGUCACAGGCCCAUCUGAGUUCUAAAGCGACAACCAAAGAUCCCCAUAAGCCUGAUAACCUAAGCAAGGAUGAACUAACUGCGGUAUUAAAGUUCGACAAGGAUGAUACCCAACAAAGCAAGAAAUUGGACGAGAUGGAUCUCGAUGAUAUUUUGAACCGUGCCGAAGACCAUGAAACCACCCAGGACGGCGAAGGCGUCGGCGCGUCGCUUGGAGGCGAGCACUUCCUAGCCCAGUUUGCUGCUGUCAGCGACGUCAAGAACGACAUGAGCUGGGAGGACAUUAUACCUCUUGAAGAGCGACAGCGGUUCGAGGCGGAUGAGGAAGAGCGGCGGGCAGCGGAGGAAUCAGUUUCCAAUGAAUCGCGUAAGCGGACUCAUGCGCAGGUGUCUUAUGAGGGCAUGGAUGUUGACCAGCCUACGUCGACGAGCGCGCCCAAGAAACCGAAAGCACCUGGUCCGCAGAGGAAGACGGCCAGCCAGAAGGCUAUGGAGCUCAAGGAACGUGAUGUCCGCGUGCUCAUCCGAAGCUUGCAGCGAUGGGGCGAUAUUCGUCAGCGUUAUGAUGUUAUCGUUGCCGAAGCCAAACUUCAGGACAAGAACAAGGGCAUGAUGUUUGAUGUCGCAGAGGAAAUCAUUGACAUAUGCGAACAGGCUGUCAAGGAUAGCGAAGAGCAGAAACGUCUGCGGAUUGCAUCAGGUGAAACAUUGACUAAUGCUCAAAAGAGCAAGGCGGUUCUCGUCACUUGCCGUGGGGUGGGCAAUAUCAACGCAGAGACUGUUCUUUCUAGGCAUCGCGAUCUUAGCAUUCUAUACAAUAUUCUCUCUGAACUAGAUGAUCCAUACAAAUGGAGCAUCCCCAUCGACAACAUCCGGCCAACGCUCAACUGGUCCGGACGGUGGGGUCCACAAGACGACUCGAUGCUUCUGGUUGGAGCAUACCUGUACGGCUUCGGAAACUGGGAAGCAAUGGCCAAAGACCCCAAGCUCGGCCUGGAAGGCAAGUUUUUCCUCGAAGAAGGCAAGAAGGGCGAAGAUGCUGCAAGUCGACCGAUACCCAACGCCAUCCACCUCGUUCGUCGAGGUGAUUUCUUGCUGAGCAUACUGCGCGAGCAUGAUGAGAAGCUACGUUCGUAUGAGAGUUCGUUGCGCCAUAAGGGUCAGCUGAAGGUUUCGGCGUCUCCGCCCCCCACAGCCAUGGCGUCAACAUCUUCGCACAGUAGCUCUCUCAAGCGCCGUGCUGAAAGCGAGGCUAUGGCCUCUAUCGAUGACAGCAGCAGCAAAAAACGCAAACGUCGACCUACACCCACUUUCACAGAUUCAGAGUCAUCGGAUGAAUGUCCGUCAAUGGAUGAGGGUGCGACAAAGGAAGAGCUGCGUCCUGUCAAGAAGCAAUUGAAACAAUUGAAGCUGUCUGGUGAGGACAUGCCUCGAGACGAUAAAGUUGCUAUCUUGAAGGACUCGCUCGCUGCUAUCGGUCGUCGUAUAGAAAAUGUUUUGAACACAAAGGAGGCUGCUGGAGAAGACAGGGAUAGAUGGCGACGGCACCUGUGGACAUUUGUCACUCUCUUUUGGCCCAAGAAGGUCAAGGCCAGCAAACUCGAAGAGAUACAUGCCAAGAUGGUCAUGAAAGAGGCUGCUCCUAGACAGCAGGCUGACAACAACGCCUUGAAGAAGCCGCGGGUGAACGACUAA